Messenger RNA from Lasiosphaeria miniovina, 1056 nucleotides. RefSeq lists its product as uncharacterized. The transcript is spliced from 4 exons. Gene Ontology annotation, biological process: carbohydrate metabolic process. The annotation marks the transcript as partial. The record is from RefSeq and is a predicted model, not a curated record. Gene Ontology annotation, molecular function: cellulose binding; hydrolase activity, acting on ester bonds. Gene Ontology annotation, cellular component: extracellular region. NCBI's taxonomy places the organism in Eukaryota, Fungi, Ascomycota, Sordariomycetes, Sordariales, Lasiosphaeriaceae.
CUGGUGUCUGUCGCGGCGGCUCCCGCGCUCGCUGCCGAGACCGCGGUGGAGCUGUACCGCCAGUGCGGCGGCAUUGGCUACACGGGCCCGCCCACCUGCGCGACCGGCGCCACCUGCAUGGCGUGGAACGACUGGUACCACCAGUGUAUCCCGGGAAUGGCGGCCCCGGUGACAACGCCGACGGCGACGCCGACGAGCUCGGUGCCCGCGCCCAGCGCCACCCCCGGCGUCAAAUACCUCAUCACCUUCGGCGACUCGUACUCGCAGACGGGCUUCAACGUGACCCUGACGAAGCCGUCAGUAGGGAACCCGCUCGGCAACCCGCCGCUGCCGGGGUGGACGGCGAGCGGGGGGCUAAACUGGGUGGGGUUCCUUGCGUCGCAGCACAACACGCCAUCCUCCACCAUCCUGUCGUACAACUUCGCGUACGGCGGCGCGACGACCAACGCGACGCUGGUGACGCCGUGGAAGCCCGACGUGCUGAGCCUGGUCGACCAGGUGGCGCUGUUCAGCGGCAGCAUCGGCGCGGUGCCGCGGCCGGCGUACGCGCCGUGGGCGGCCGCCGACACGCUCGUCGGCGUGUGGAUUGGCGUCAACGAUGUCGGCAACUCGUGGUGGCUCGCUAACUACACUACCAUUGUCGACCAGAUCAUGGACACGUACUUUGGCCAGCUGCAGAUCGUCUACGACGCCGGCGCGCGCAACUUUGCGCUGCUGAGCGUUCCGCCAAUCAACAAGACGCCGUCGGUGCUACUACAGACGGCCGAGGCGCAGGCGGCCGAGGCGGUGGCCAUCGGACAGUACAACGACGCGGUGGCGGCGCGGCUAGCAGCAUUUAAAAGCAAGAACAGCGGCGUGCGCGCCGUCGUCGUCGACACAGCCGUGCCGUUCAACACGGCGCUCGCGGCGCCCACGGCGUACGGCGCGCCCAACGCCACGUGCUACAACGGCGACGGCGUCUCGUGCCUCUGGUUCAACGACUACCACCCGGGCGUGGCCAUCAACCGGCUCGUGGCCAACGCUGUGGCCGACGCUUGGAAGGGCACCCUCUUUUGA